Messenger RNA from Oldenlandia corymbosa var. corymbosa, 1791 nucleotides. The record is from the annotation of a GenBank genome assembly. NCBI's taxonomy places the organism in Eukaryota, Viridiplantae, Streptophyta, Magnoliopsida, Gentianales, Rubiaceae.
AUUUUGCCUAGUUUGUUGGGAUGUUUAAGUUGUUAACAAUAAUAAAGUUUUUCUUUUGUUUUUGCGUUGAAUAAUAAUAAUAAUACUACAAGAAUUCAGAAUGCCGUUUAAAUGAUGUAUUUAUAUUUUCCACUAGGCCCAACAUAGAAAUAUGAAAGGGCUCUGUUAGUCAAUUUUCUCUGUACCAAUUCUCUCUCGCUCGGUCUUACAACAUUGCGUUUCAGCGAUCUUUAAUUGAAACAAAAAUGGGUCUGCUGUUGGUGCUGUUGGUAGCGAUGAUUGGAGCGGUUCCAUUGAGAUCAGAACAGCAGCAACUCAGCACCAAAGAGUGUGAGAAUCUGGGCUUCACUGGACUCGCUCUCUGCUCUGACUGCACCACUUUUGCCGAGUAUGUCAAAGACCCAGAAUUGAUAUCUGAUUGCAGAAAGUGUUGCACCGAAGAUUCUGCUGAUGCUAUGAGUAAGGUCAUCUAUUCUGGAGCACUUUUAGAGGUGUGUAUGAGAAGACUUGUAUUUUAUCCUGAAAUUGUGGGCUUCAUAGAAGAAGAGAAGGACAAGUUCCCUUCAGUAAAAGUUCAAUAUACAUUUAACUCACCACCGAAGUUGAUCUUGCUGGAUGAUGAUGGAGAAUCCAAGGAAACAAUCAGGAUUGAUAAUUGGAAACGUGAGCACAUACUGCAGUUCUUGAGAGGGAAGGUCAAGCAAAGCGCAGACAUCUGAAAGGGUUAAGAGGAACCAUGUAUGCAUUUCUUUUGGUAAAAGCCAAAGCAUGUCACAGAGGAGGGAAAGCACUUAGUUACAUUCUCCAGACUCGUAGUUAGGGUUAUGCAUUGAACCGAGCAUGUUUUUUGGUUCUUCAAAGUGGUAAAGAUAUUGUUGAAACUUUGAGUUCAUGAGGUAGGUUGAGAUGCAAAAACUGGACAUUGUAUCGAUUACUUCCAUGCUGGCACUUCUGGGCAAACAUAUCGGAGUUGGUAAAUUUUCACAACACUUGGGCAUUAUUGGAUGAUGUUAGUUAUACAUCAUAACUCACGUGACUUUGUCGAUACAAUAUUGUCAUUUGAGUUGAAAUAGAUCGUCUUUUUUGAGCAUUUCAACCCGAAACAAUAGUUUGAGGUUUGUUCUAGGACUUGGCCACUUUGGCCAAGAGAAUCUUUGGUGUUUCUCUUGUUACUCAAAUAGAUCAAAUUUGUCUUACACUUCGUCAGUGUUGCAGAGUUUGUGAACUAGCGAAAGUGGCAUUAAGUUUGAUACACUUUUUGGACUGGAUGAAUAUAACCCAAACUAUUGACAUAUUUCAAGCCGAAUUCGCCUUGAUUAGAGUGUGAAGUGGAAUGUGCCUUGAUUAGAGAGUGUCAUCGCCAAGAAUUCUGUCUGACAUUGAAAGAACAUAAAUAGUAUUGCAGUGUUGGAAAUCAAACACAAAAACAAGAACAAGUAUUGGAGGAAUGUAAAACAUUUCUUUCAUGUGCUAAUUGUUUGUUAGUGGUCACUACAAUGUAGAGUACUUAUAUGUUUUCCCAAAAUAUCAUUGUUAGAGUUGUCACUAGAAAGUAGAGUUUUUGCAUUUCAACCUACGUAAUCACAUUGUUGGUAUGUUAUCCACAAAAAAUCUUCCACGACACUUUUGCCCAAUAGUUCACAUUACAUAAGUAUUCUCGCACCCAGCCCUCACCCUUCAUCUUUCUGUCCCCUUUUUUUUUUUAAUUUUUCUUUUUUAUUUUUAUUUUUAUAGGCAUAUUAAAGGUUCACGCUGUAAGUUUUGGAAGGAAACAUCACGUGGGAAAGUGUU